AUGUCUGAGUCUCGAUCGUCCCCGUAUCUCCUGCUGACUUCAAAACCUCCGAAUCGCCAGGAGACAACCUCAAACCCGGCUGCGACCUUGGCGUGGAUUCAAACUCGUUUGACUAGCAUCUAUGAAAUCGCGAGAGCAGACCAACAAGAGGACAAGCUUUCAACUCUCGACCGUGCUAGUUACUUGGACAUUUAUACAGCGAUCCACGAUUUCUGCAUUGCUACCAUGUCCGGGCAAAAAGGCCUCAACCCGGGAGACUUCUAUCGCAUAUUGGAUCGUAUAAUCAGGGAGCACUGUAUUGAGAUCCGAACACGCAUUUUGGAAUCGAAAGACGGUGGUGCAACUCUGGAGCAAUUGACUACAACGUAUCUGACUCGGCGAAACGGAUUUACGCGACUGGUUGGUUUUGUUACCCAUCUGACACAGCCGCUGGAGCGAGUUUGGAUUCGACGACAGAUUGACGAAGGUCGAAAAGAUGUUCGUCUCAAUCGUGAUCUUCACGAGAUGAUCUGGCAGCAGGAAGUUCUUGGGACUGAUGCGAAGGCGACAGGAUUGGAGGAGAUGGCGAAUGCUGCCGAAGCACUUCAUAUCCAGGACGGGAGCGAAUCAAACAGCGACGAAGAGCCCACCAAAACCUUCUUAAAUCCAUAA
Aureobasidium namibiae CBS 147.97 is the source of this 651-nucleotide messenger RNA. RefSeq lists its product as uncharacterized. The transcript has a single exon. The record is from RefSeq and is a predicted model, not a curated record. Bases 1 to 651 code for a protein of 216 amino acids. NCBI's taxonomy places the organism in Eukaryota, Fungi, Ascomycota, Dothideomycetes, Dothideales, Saccotheciaceae.